Messenger RNA from Cotesia glomerata, 1205 nucleotides. Its product is annotated as nicotinamidase. The record is from RefSeq and is a predicted model, not a curated record. Gene Ontology annotation, molecular function: calcium ion binding. The transcript is spliced from 3 exons. Bases 115 to 1152 code for a protein of 345 amino acids. NCBI's taxonomy places the organism in Eukaryota, Metazoa, Arthropoda, Insecta, Hymenoptera, Braconidae.
AAACUGAAUAGAAGCAGGAAAAAGUCGAUCGAAUACGUGCAUUACGUAUUCGUAGAACUAGCGUUAUUAUCGAUUAAACAAAUAACUUGGAAACGUUAAAAAAUAACUCUUGAUAUGGCUGAUAGUCUGGAAAACCUCGACAUGGACGCCUGUUUCUCAGCUUUCGAUAGGGACGCCGAUGGGUUCCUAUCGAUCGAAGAAUUUGAAUUAAUAUGCCGGGCUCUUUUUCGCAAUGAUCGAGGUAAAAUUUACGGAGUUGAAGACUAUCAAUUGCGGGAAAUAUUUAAUAUUUUUGAUACUAAAAAAGACGGCGUAAUUGAUCGUGAUGAAUUUGAGGUCUGCUGGAAUAGGUGGAUUAAAAUUUGCACGAGACCAAGGAGUGCCUUUUUGAUUGUUGAUGUACAAAACGAUUUUAUAACAGGGUCAUUGAAUAUAAAACAUUGCGCUGCACAACACGACGGUUCGGAAGUUAUCGGACCGAUAAAUCGUCUUCUUGAUACAGUGCCUUUUGAUUCUGUUUUUUAUUCAUUAGAUUGGCAUCCUGUUGAUCAUGUAUCAUUUAUUGAUAAUUUACAUUUAAGAGAUGUUGAUGAAUCAAGUCCAAUUCCUAAAGAAAGGGCAAAAGUAUAUGAUACAGUAACAUUUAAAGGUCCACUUGGCUUAAAACAACGAUUAUGGCCUCGCCACUGUGUCCAGGAUUCCUGGGGCGCAGAACUUCACAAAGAUUUAAAAAUAGUCGAUAAAGCUAUUAAAAUUUAUAAAGGAACAAAUCCGGAAGUUGAUUCAUACUCCGUUUUUUGGGAUAACAAAAAACUUACAACGACAACGUUAUCAAGUCAACUGCAAGAUAAGGGAGCUACUGACAUUUAUAUCUGUGGACUUGCUUAUGAUGUUUGCGUAGGAGCUACCGCCGUCGACGCGCUCACCAGCGGAUAUCGCACGAUCCUGAUCGACGACUGUAGCCGCGGGGUUGACCUCGUCGACAUUGAAAAGACCAAGGCGAUGGUGAUCGCCAGCAACGGUGUGAUCGUUAAUUCGAGCCAAGUGAAGGCCAUGGUAGAAGGCCGCGAUCGCAGGCCUGAGCUCGGAUACAAAUUAGCUCUUGAAAUAAAACAGUUUCUUAAGGAAACAAUUAAUGAUAAAGAAAAAUAAUUAAUUAGUUCUCAAGGUUUAGAUAAAGAAAUUUAGCAUUUAAUGCGGAGUAC